AUGGAUGAAGCAGCGAUGCAGCACGCGGACAGCGUGCAGCAGAUGUUCGUCUCGCUCGCGGCGAUGAUGCGCGAGCAGCAGCAGUUCAUGGCACAGACAGCCGAGCUGCAGCGCCAGAUGGCGGCGACACUGCAACAGCAACGGCAGCAGCAAUCCACCUCGCAGCAGCAGCAACCGUCGGUGGCCGACUGGCAUCACCAUGCCGAAGUUCUCCGGCACAAGGACGACGACGUCGCGGACUACCUCUUCAGCGCCAAGCUCUACUUUGAGUCGAAGAACAUCAAGUACGGCGCCGACUCGCCGCAGCAGCGCCCCUUGUCGCUCUUGUUCGAGGAGCUGCUGACCAGCGAGUUCACGACACCCGUUCGGCAAGAGCACCUGCGUGACCAGCUCCUACGCCUGCGCCAGAACAACUUCACCUGUCUUGAAGAUUACGUGUCGGCCUUCCGGCACAUCAUCUACAAGGUAGAGGAGAUGAGCGACAUCGACAAGGUCAUGCAUUUCCAGAAGGGGUUGGUCGUAGAGAUCAAACAAGAGGUGAAGCUGCGCCAGUUCAGGAACACGACAGACGCAAUUUCGUUUGCACUCAU
Molecule: messenger RNA, 590 nt
Organism: Phytophthora sojae
Lineage: Eukaryota; Oomycota; Peronosporomycetes; Peronosporales; Peronosporaceae
Exons: 3
Source: RefSeq, a predicted model, not a curated record